AUCUUAAAGGAUCUUUAACUCUCUGAAACUCCAUUCGCCCGAAAAUGCACGGUCGGCCUCGCAAGGACCCAAAGCCAGAGGAUGCGGCUGCUUCGGUAGCCAAAGCUGAGAAGCUUCGCUCUCUCCAGUCUCAGUUCCUCUCCAACCACCACAAUAAGAUUUAUACUAAUGAAGCUCUAGAGGUUAGCGCGAAGCUGCUAGAAGUCAACCCCGAGUACUAUACGGCUUGGAACUUCAGGAAGCUCGCAGUUGAACACCGCCUGAGUCUGUCCGACCCUGAUCCUGACUCGAUCAAGUCGAUUUUCAGUGAAGAACUCAAAGUGGUUGAGAGCGCAUUGAAGCAGAAUUUUAAGUCGUACGGAGCGUGGCAUCAUCGAAAAUGGGUGCUAAGCAAGGGUCAUUCAUCCAUAGAUCACGAGAUGCGGCUUCUGGAUCGGUACCAGAAGCUCGAUCCUCGGAAUUUUCAUGCGUGGGAUUACCGGAGAUUUGUGGCAGCAUUGAUGAACAGAUCAGAGGUGGACGAAUUACGGUAUACGACAGAUAUGAUAAAUUCCAAUUUCAGCAAUUAUUCUGCAUGGCACAAUCGUAGUAUACUUCUAUCUAAUUUGCUGCAAAGAAAGGUUCAAGGGUUUUUCCCAAAAGAGGUGGUCUUGAAUGAGGAAUAUGAGCUUGUCCACCAAGCGCUUUUUACAGAUCCAGAUGAUCAAAGUGGCUGGUUCUAUUAUCUUUGGCUUCUUGAUCAAACAGUGAAAGCUGAUGCUCCUCGACUUGUUUCUUCUUGGCCUGCGCGUGAUUCUAAUCUCAUUAUAUUGGAAGAUCAGUGUCUGGAUGACUGUGCCUUGUCUCCAUUCAAUACAUUCCAUUCUGAUUCAGGAACAUUUCCACUCAUUGUUUAUUUUAAUCAAGCUGUGGAAGGUGUAAAUUCAUCGACAAUAUCUGUCGAAUCUGUUCUUAAUGCGAACAGUGAACUUAAUUGGAAACCACUUUCAACAAAUAAUUCUCAGACUGCCCAAGUUUGGGUGACUUAUCUCAAUUAUCCCAAAGUAGAUGUCCAUUCAGAAGCUUAUCCUGUGGAGGUUAGCAUUGGACAUUCUGGAGGCAUCAUUUCCUCUAGUGGUUUUCACUAUAGCCAUCCCUCUAGAUUUGCCUUUAAAGUGUUUGCACGGCCUGUUAAAACCCCUAUUGGGCAUGGUGGAGAGAUCAUUUCUUGGCAAGAUGGUAAUUUUGCUUUAUAUGAAACAUCUCCUGAGGAACCAAAUCCAACUAUUUCUUUAGAUCAACUAAAUAUUAAGGAUGACAAUGAGAAAACAUCUUCAGAGUGGCGUGCAGAGACUAUAGCUAAUGAAAUAGCUCUUUUCCGGGAAUUAUUGUCAGAAAUCAGCUGCAAAAUUGGAAAGCUUACACUUGCAAGAUUGUUGAAGGCUCAUGACUUGUUGCUAUCUCCAUGUGCUAAUAAAAUGGUCUAUUCUGAAGAAGUAAUCAACCUUUAUAGUGACUUAAGAACCUUGGACCCACCACAUUCUCAAUUCUACAAGGACGAACACAGCUUAACUUUAUUGCAGCAGAUAACUUCCACUGGAGAGUCUUUACUGAGAUACUGCUUUCUUCAUGGAGAUGGGACUUCAUCAUUUAUUGGUAAUUCUAUGUGCUUACGACUGAAUAAUUUAUCACUGUCGCGGAUGGGAUCUUUUGAGAGGUUAUUAUGGGUUCAAAUGCUAGACCUGAGCUACAAUGAACUCAGAUCAAUUGAAGGGUUGGAGGCAAUGCAGCUUCUUUCUUGCUUAAAUCUUAGCAACAAUAAACUCAGUGGUUUUACUGCUCUGGGACCUUUGAGACUGCUGAAAUCGCUUAAAGUGUUGGAUAUUUCAUGCAACCAGAUAGGUUCACACUCGAUUGAUACAACAAGGUAUAUGUGUUCAUCGCCUUUGUGUCAUACAGAAGAAAUUGAUUGGGGUCGUGAUGAAAUGGUGACUGGUGAUGUCAACCUGGCAAAUUAUUGGGAAGCUUUUGUAAUAUUUAGAGGCUUGAGCUUGACACAGUUAGAUAUUGUGGGGAAUGCAGUUGCUGAUGAAAAAUUAAAGUCAUUUUUGGUCAAGAUUGUGCCUACACUUAAGUGGCUAGAUGGUGGAGAAUUGCAUUAACCUGAACUUUGUGAUGGAAGUUUUAAUAUUUUUUCCCUGCUUUCUCCAUAUUUUGGGAUACGAAUUAAUACAAUCCAUUAAACUUGUUGGAGAACCAUUUACUUUGGUAUACUGAUCCUGGACAUGGGACAUUUUUUCCAGUUAUGUUAGCUUGUACGGUGACACUUGCUAAAGGGAUGCGAACAUUUUUUAAUCUC
This is a messenger RNA of Juglans microcarpa x Juglans regia, 2338 nucleotides long. Its product is annotated as geranylgeranyl transferase type-2 subunit alpha 1. Lineage: Eukaryota; Viridiplantae; Streptophyta; Magnoliopsida; Fagales; Juglandaceae. Gene Ontology annotation, cellular component: Rab-protein geranylgeranyltransferase complex; cytoplasm. Gene Ontology annotation, molecular function: Rab geranylgeranyltransferase activity; protein binding. The transcript is spliced from 8 exons. The record is from RefSeq and is a predicted model, not a curated record. Gene Ontology annotation, biological process: protein geranylgeranylation. The coding region runs from base 45 to 2141 and encodes 698 amino acids.